This is a messenger RNA of Puccinia graminis f. sp. tritici CRL 75-36-700-3, 3431 nucleotides long. RefSeq lists its product as uncharacterized. The record is from RefSeq and is a predicted model, not a curated record. Gene Ontology annotation, molecular function: ATP binding; 5-diphosphoinositol pentakisphosphate 1-kinase activity; metal ion binding. The transcript is spliced from 18 exons. NCBI's taxonomy places the organism in Eukaryota, Fungi, Basidiomycota, Pucciniomycetes, Pucciniales, Pucciniaceae. Gene Ontology annotation, biological process: inositol metabolic process; inositol phosphate biosynthetic process. Gene Ontology annotation, cellular component: cytosol. The coding region runs from base 34 to 3042 and encodes 1002 amino acids.
CAGUCACGGAAGAAACGAUAUAAAUUCAAAACAAUGUCAAGCUGUUCGGACGAGAAGAUAGAAACCAAAGCGCCGGUGCUGAUCGAGACCUUACCGGAGCUGGUCGAGGAUGAUAACCAGCUGAUCAAGAUCGGCAUCGCCGCCAUGGAUCGCAAGGCCAGAUCCAAGCCGAUGCGUAACAUUUUAUCCAGACUCGUGGCUACCAACAAAUUCGAAUGCAUCAUCUUUGGCGAUAAAGUGAUCCUGGAUGAAGACGUCGAAAAUUGGCCGGUUUGUGACUUUUUAAUCAGCUUCUUUUCGACUGGCUUUCCGAUGGAUAAAGCUAUACGAUACGUCAAUCUGAGGAACCCGAUCCCAAUAAAUGAUCUCCCCCUGCAAAAGCUUUUCUGGGAUCGUAGAUUAGUGCUAGCAAUCCUAGAUAAAAUAGAAGUCCCGACUCCCAAAAGAUGUGAAUUAAACCGCGAUGGAGGGCCGAAGGUGGAUAAGGAGGUGGCGAGUGAGAUCGAGCGUCGAUUCGGAUUGAAGCUCAAUGCCCCACGUCCGCCUCCUAAAUCGUUUCAAGUCCAAAACGACUCGGCUCUGCUGAUCGAUGGUAUCAGGAUGGAGAAACCGUUUGUUGAGAAACCCGUCAGUGGUGAAGACCAUAACAUCAAUAUCUACUUUGGCGGAGGUAAUGGUGGCCGGAAGUUGUUUCGCAAGAUUGCAAACCAGUCCUCAAUUCUUGAUCCUGAGCUAUCAGAUCCACGUACAGAGGGCUCAUUCAUAUACGAGCAAUUUAUGAAGACGGACAACUAUGAAGACAUCAAGAUAUACACCCUCGGCCCGGAUAUCGUGCAUGCGGAGACCCGCAAGUCGCCGGUAGUCGAUGGGAUUGUAAAGAGAAACUUGGACGGAAAAGAGAUUCGGUAUGUGGUCGAGUUGACCCCCGAGGAACGCGAGAUCGCUCGCAAGAUUAGCACGGCUUUUAGUCAAACCGUAUGUGGCUUUGAUAUCUUGAGAGUCAAGGGAAAGAGCUACGUUAUCGACGUUAAUGGGUGGAGCUUCGUCAAGGGAAACGAUAGCUAUUAUGAUAAAUGUGCUGACACGUUGGCCAAGUUUUGCUUGAAAGCAAUGCCCUCAUUGACGCUUCCAUCGCCCAACCCCCGUCAAGAUUCGAAACAGAAACCGACAGUUUCUUCUUGGAAACUUAAAGCUAUGAUCUGUGUUUUCCGCCAUGCCGAUCGGACCCCUAAAAAUAAGUUGAAGUUCAACUUUACUGCAGACGAGCCUGGUUCUCAGCCAUUUAUCAAGCUUUUACAGGGAAGAAAAGAUGAGAUUAUUCUUCGUACCAGUGAUCAUUUACAGCUGAUUGCCAGUGCGACUGAUGAAGCGAUCACGAUUGACAACUCGGACCAAAGCAAGCUAGAACGACUCAAGCUGAUUCUUUCCUCCAAGAUGGGCAAGCAGGGACUCAAAGCUCAAUUGAAACCUAGCUUCAAAACCGAAGAUGGCUCCUUGGAGAAAAUCACCAUCGUCAUCAAGUGGGGCGGCGAAUUCACUCAUGCGGCUCGAUAUCAGUCUAGGGAUAUUGCUGAAAAUUUCGCGAAGGAUUUGAGAGUCAUGAGCAAAACUAUGUUGGACGACGUGACAAUAUUUACUUCAUCUGAGGGAAGAGUAGUUGCAACUGCUGAGAUAUUUAGCGCUGGUUUGCGGGAGGCUUGCAAGGCCCAUAGUAAAACGGAGCCUAAGACAAUCCCCCUGGUCACACGCAAGGAUCUUCUAGAUGACUCCAAUGCUGCCAAAGAGCCAAUGGAUCGGGUCAAAAAACGAUUAAAAGUGCUUCUGAGACAUAAUCAGGGAAUCGAGGUUGAUUGGCCGAUUGCAGACAAGGAGCCCUUCGAUGUCGUCCAAGAAGUGAUUGCGAUUUUAAAGGAACAGCGUGAUGUGAUGCACAUGAAUUGGGAAAAAAUAGAUGUUGAACAGAUUCAAUCACGUUGGUGCUGUGGCGAGUGUCCGGUUUUAUUCAAGGAGCGCUGGGACAAGCUAUUUAGCGACUGGUGCGAUGGUGCACUUGAUCCUUCAAGAGUUUGCGAAUUAUACGAUUCAUUGAAGUAUGACUCCCUACACAAUCGGACAUUCUUGGAAACGAUUUUUUCGAACUCUUCGACAUGGCCGUCCCCAGUAUGCAGCGAUGCAUCAUCUCCUCUGGCCAUGCCUGGUUCAGCACCAUCGAUGAUGUCUUCCGGCUCUUCAUUCUCUUCCCACCAACAUUUCAACCCGAUCGGUCUAAUCCGAAGUGGUGACUCAUCGCCUACGCCAAUUACGACUUCGGCAGUCUCGCUUGCUCACCAUCACCAUCCUCGACAAGCUUCGCUCAAGUAUUCAAACCCGCAAAGUCCGGAUGGAACUAUCAAGGAUGAUGAUGCUGGUUGGUGCGAGACAGAAAGCUUGCAGCGCUUGAGGAAACUUUACAAAGAUGCAAAGUUACUUUUUGAUCUUAUUGCGCCCCAGGAAUAUGGAAUCGACCAAAGCGAGAAACGUGAAAUCGCUCUGUUGACAUCCUUACCUCUCUUGCAGAAAAUCGUGAACGAUUUGAAUGCAGCUAAAGAAAGCCAAGGAGGUCUUGCUAGAUUCUAUUUUACUAAAGAGUCACACAUGCACACCUUAGUCAAUUUAAUCAAGCUAUCCAAAUUGAAACUAGCUCAUCGAGACGUGAUGGAAUUAGAUUACAUGGCCUAUCUAUGCUUCGAAGUUUACGAGCGAAUUUCAGAAGUAGGGAAAAGCGAACAUUCUGUGCGAAUUUCGCUGUCUGAAGGCGCCCAUGGAAUCCCACUGGACACUAGUCUGGAUGCCAAACACGCUUUGCAAGUGAUCCCACGAAAACAAUUGAUUCCUCAUAAAGACCUUGACGAAGUGAUCGCUAGCCUAGAAGAUUGGGGCGAGAAUCUGUUCGAACUGAAGAAGAGUACGACCCCGUAUGAUGGCUUCUUACCGCUCGAAGGCGAAGACAUCUUUUCCAAGGAAAGCCUCAAGCUCUCUCCACAACCUCAGACCAGCUCAUAAUCGACCCGGGCUCGACGAUCACAAAUAGAUUUCAAAUUCCUCACAUUCCUGUAUUCUGUAUUCGUUUUUCUAUCAUCUUCUCUUAGUCUUACCUCCCGCAGCACACCACUGAUCAUUAUUAUAAUCAUUUUCUAUUGGACCAAUCGUCCCUCGCAUCUAAUUCAACAAGUCACUCGAAUCCAUUUCAACAAUUCUUUGCGGAUUGUGUACAUACACAGAUAGAAGCCCAACCUAACCGGCACUCCGACUUAUUCUUUCUUCCUAAUAUAAUAAAUGUAUCUUCGUCUUUCUCCCGCGUUUACUUAUUCAUCCUUGUUGUUACAUAUUGUUUGUCAAACUGUUUGACGAUCAUGGGAAUUCGAUUCUGGUUACGUGUUCUGUCGUGACAG